CUCAUUUCGCAAACGAUAGUGAUACUGCCAAAGUGAAACGAAUUAGCCACUAUCAACCUUCAAAGUUACAGAGAAUACAAGAGCGUGCGAAGGGAUAGAUUCUAUAUUUAUUAUGGGAUAAUCACACAGCCCAUAGCUGUUUUCCAUCCCCCCCUCCGAACUGUAGCCCGUGCAUAGGCUAGGGAUAGCCCCUUUCCUUCCUCCUUUCUGCCCCCCACCUUUUUUCUCAUUUGUGUGCGACAUCUCCUGGCGCCACCGUAAAGUACCGCGGGAGAAAGAGGGGGCGUGGCCGACAGGAAAACGGAGCGCUCUAGUGACCCUUAACGUUGCUGGGCCUGCGGCGGGUCCUGGAGUGUUUUCGCCCGAGGAUGGGGCUGCUGGAGCUCUGCCACGGGGCCUUCGGCGCCGGCGACCUGUACCAGGUGCUGGGGGUGAGGCGGGAGGCUUCGCCGGACGAGAUCCGCCGUGGCUACCACAAAGUCUCGCUGCGAGUGCAUCCGGACCGCGCCGACCCCGCCAAUAAAGAGACGGCCACCUUGCAUUUUCAGAUCCUGGGCAAGGUGUAUACAGUACUAAGUGACCAGGAACAGCGGGCUCUGUAUGACCAGCAGGGGAUUGUGGAUGAGGAGUCAACUGUGCUAACCCAGGACCGCAACUGGGAAGAGUACUGGAGGAAGCUCUUCAAAAAAAUAACAGUAAAAGAUAUUGAAGACUUUGAGAAGAAGUACAAAGAUUCUGCAGAAGAGCUAAUGGACAUUAAAGCAGCAUAUGAGGAUUUUAAAGGCGAUAUGGACAAAAUUAUGGAAUCUGUACUGUGUGUUGAUUAUACAGAUGAACCAAGAAUAAGACAGAUUAUCCAAAAUGCCAUUCAUUCUGGAGAACUUCCAUCUUAUAAAGUCUUUGUAAAAGAAUCUAAGCAGAAGAUGAAUUCAAGAAAACGGAGGGCUGAACAAGAAGCUAAAGAAGCAGAAAAAUCAAGAGAAGAACUGGGUCUUGGUGAAGGGGAAGAUGAUCUAAAAGCACUAAUUCAAAGCAGAAAUGAGAACCGAAAAAAAGAAAUGGAUGGUUUUCUGGCUGAUAUGGAAGCAAAGUAUGGAAACAAAUCAAAAAAAGGAGGAAAGAAAACAGCCCCCAAGAAAGGAAUGAAAUGACUGCCUUUACAAAUUUUCUGAUUUCACUUCAUUUCUUCUAUUAACUUUAAUCUUGCUUUGAGAUAGCCAAGGAAAAAUAUGCUUUCAACAAUUCAUUGCCACGCACGUUGGGUAGAAGACACAUUCAGAAAAAGCAAGAUGUAAAACUUAACGCUGCUGUUAAGCUCCAAAAUGCUACAGAAGAUUCAAGGUGGUGUUUAGCGGGAUUAUAGCUGUAGAGCAAAAUUGCUGUGAGGAAACUGCCAGUACUUGGCCAGUCUAAAAAAACUUUCCCACCUUGUAUUUAUGGAAAACAAUAUUGUAUGUUACAGGAAUAUAUUGAGUUGAUUUUAAAUACGUAACCUCAUGUGAGCAACAUGGCAAAUAUUGUCACAGUUUGAUUUUAUAAAGGCAUUUAUUAAACUUAAUAAAACUUGUUUUUGAAAA
This is a messenger RNA of Rhineura floridana, 1577 nucleotides long. It is a transcript of the gene DNAJC9, whose product is annotated as DnaJ heat shock protein family (Hsp40) member C9. The transcript is spliced from 5 exons. The coding region runs from base 369 to 1151 and encodes 260 amino acids. The record is from RefSeq and is a predicted model, not a curated record. Lineage: Eukaryota; Metazoa; Chordata; Lepidosauria; Squamata; Rhineuridae. Gene Ontology annotation, cellular component: cytoplasm; nucleus. Gene Ontology annotation, molecular function: heat shock protein binding.